This is a messenger RNA of Biomphalaria glabrata, 908 nucleotides long. RefSeq lists its product as uncharacterized. NCBI's taxonomy places the organism in Eukaryota, Metazoa, Mollusca, Gastropoda, Planorbidae. The record is from RefSeq and is a predicted model, not a curated record. The transcript is spliced from 3 exons. Bases 218 to 823 code for a protein of 201 amino acids.
AGUCCUAUACACAUCCUCAGUAAAAGUCAUAACACCGUGUACUGCAUAGUAAUCUUCAUAGAUUGUGGAUUUUUUUUUUCUGCCUUUAAUCUCGUCACAGUUGUUAGUUGUCGCUAGAAUUUUACAAUAAUUUGUUCCCUAGUCAUUCACUUGUAGCCAUAAAAACACCUGAUGAUGAAAUAGAAUUUGGAUUUUAAACUUUAUUUCAAUAUGUUUUAUGUGCUCCAGGAGUUCAAAGAUCGAUUCGUCAACGGUAUUCAAACUUGAGAGCCAAGUCUCGUACACUGAACACACUAUCACUCGGCCACCACGACGUCAUUGCUUUCAACUAAGUUGUAAUGUAAGGGGUCAUAUCAUUAAUAUCCCUAGCAGACGAUAUCUCAUGGCAGACGACGGCGAGAGCUGUGAUGACGUAGAGGUGCUGGUGUCCAUUUUGGAGGAGCUGCUCGACGAGAACGAGGCGGAUGACGUCACCGAUGACGACGCAGACGAGAGCAGUGACGAGAGUAGCGAUGAUGAAAAAAAUGACUCGACCGUGGUCACCCUGGAGCAAUGCCUAGGUCACGACGAGCGUGACGUCAUAUUGAAGGCUAUAAAAUCAGACGAUGACAGGAUAAGUUUAGUGGGAUACACUUACUUUACCGCCAUGAUGGUCUUUCAGGAGUUCUUACAGGUCAAGGUCAAAGAUUGCGUCAUCGACGGCAGACAGAACUCUCGACGUUACCUCACCAUCAUCACCGGAAGGAGACAAGACCAAGGAGCAAGCGUCCAUAGCAACGUCCUAUAUUUUCUAAGAAGCAAUGGCUACAGCUUUGUAUACUAGAGGCCUUGAAUAUAGGCAUCUCACAGACCUGGUAUAGCAUUUUAAGUAUUAAAUAACAUUUGUAAUAAAACGUGCAGAUAAUUUA